This is a messenger RNA of Myripristis murdjan (pinecone soldierfish), 3761 nucleotides long. RefSeq names its product sterile alpha and TIR motif containing 1 (gene sarm1). The coding region runs from base 208 to 2349 and encodes 713 amino acids. Gene Ontology annotation, biological process: response to axon injury; signal transduction; negative regulation of MyD88-independent toll-like receptor signaling pathway. The transcript is spliced from 8 exons. The record is from RefSeq and is a predicted model, not a curated record. Gene Ontology annotation, cellular component: dendrite. Gene Ontology annotation, molecular function: NAD+ nucleosidase activity; protein binding; signaling adaptor activity. Lineage: Eukaryota; Metazoa; Chordata; Actinopteri; Holocentriformes; Holocentridae.
GGGUGAGGUGAUGCAAUUUUGAAGGCUGUCACUUCUGAUUUACAACAGGGAAUCCAGCUGGAGGCCUGUUUGACGCAGCGGAAGAAGGCAGUAAUCGUGUUUGCACAGUAGGCAGGCGAUAACAUUACAGACUUAGAGUGGAGGCCCUUGUAAACAAAACACACCGCAGCAUCCAGUCUGGUCGGCCUGGUCUGAGCUAGUCGGUAGAUGCUCUUUUCAUUGACUCUUUUAUUGUGGAGGCUCUACCGACACUUCUCCAUCAUGUUCAGCUCAGACAGACUCACCGUCCCAGAUUAUGUGAGCCGGCUCCAGAGCCGCAGGAGCGGCUCCGCGGACCCCAGAGCCGUGUCUCCGGGCAUCAGCGCUGACGCACAGGCCGUCUUGGAGAGCUCCCUCCCUGCCCUGCGCUCCGCCAUCAAGACACUCAAGUCAGCCAAAGACACUAAUGAUCUAGAUGAGACCCGCAGGGCCAUUGCGGAGACCUUCCAGUUGGUGGAGGAGGCCUGGGUUUUGCCCACCGUGGGGCGUCAGGUGGCCGAGGAAAUCUGCAACAGGAUCAGGCUGGAUGGAGGCCUGGAGCUGCUCCUGCAGUUGCUGAACACACCUGCUGUGGAGAUCACAUACGAGUCAGCCAAGCUGCUGGAGCAGAUACUGGUGUCAGAGAACAGAGACUACGUUGCACGCAUGGGGCUGGGGGUCAUCCUUAACCUAACCAAAGAGCAGGAAGACGCCCAGCUGGCUCGCAGUGUCUCAGGGAUCCUGGAACAUAUGUUCAAACACACAGAGGAGACAUCAGUCCAACUCAUAACCGACGGUGCCCUGGACGCCCUCCUCUUCUGGUGCCGAGGAACAGACCCCACCGUGUUGCGCCACUGCGCUGUGGCCCUAGCCAACUGUGCCAUGUAUGGAGGCCACCGCUGCCAGCGACUGAUGAUUGAGAAACAAGCAGCAGAGUGGCUUUUCCCACUGGCUUUUUCUAAAGAGGACGAGCUCAUUCGCUUCCAUGCAUGCCUGGCUGUCGCUGUGUUAGCUGCUAAUCGAGAAAUUGAGAAAGAGGUGGUGAAAUCUGGGACCUUGGAGUUGGUAGAGCCAUUCAUUGCAUCUCUGGACCCGGAUGACUUUGCCCGGAGCUUAUUGGACAGUGCCGAUUCCAUGCAAGGGAGGACAGCAGCGGAUCUUCAGCAUCUCUUGCCGUUGCUGGAUGGAACAAGACUGGAAGGGAAAUGCAUUGCCGCCUUCUACCUUUGUGUUGAGACUAGCAUCAAGUCCCGCCAGCGCAAUACCAAGAUAUUUCAAGAGAUUGGAGCAGUGGAGAGCCUCAAAAGAAUCGUCAUGUACUCCAGUAAUGGCACAGCUUGUUCCCUUGCCAAGCGGGCACUGGGGAUGAUGGGGGAGGAAGUGCCAAGACGAAUCUUGUCAUCUGUGCCCAACUGGAAGAGCUGUGAAGUGCAGACGUGGCUCCAGCAGAUUGGCUUUAGUGCCUACUGUGACCGUUUCCAGGAGCUACAGGUGGACGGAGACCUCCUGCUGAACAUCACAGACCAGGAUCUGAGCACUGACCUGGGCAUGACCACAGGCCUCACGCGCAAGAGGUUCCUAAGAGACCUGCGUGUGUUGAAGACCUACGCCAACUACUCCACAUGUGACCCAAACAAUAUGGCUGACUGGCUAGCUGAGCUGGACCCACGUUUCCGCCAGUAUACCUAUGGCCUGGUCCAAUCAGGAGUGGAUCGCAAUAGCAUCCAGACUCUAACUGACCAGCAGCUCCAGUAUGACUGCCUCAUAGGGAAUGGCGUCCACCGGGCCAAGAUCCUGGCUGCCAACCGCAGACCCUUCAAGCCCUGCCUCACGGACUCCCAGCCUCCAGGGCCCGACGUGUUCAUCAGCUACCGCCGGACGACAGGUUCCCAGCUGGCCAGCCUCCUGAAGGUGCAUCUGCAAGUUCGAGGCUUCAGUGUCUUCAUAGAUGUGGAGAAACUGGAAGCUGGCAAAUUUGAAGAUAAGCUGAUUCAAAGUGUACAGCGGGCACGUAACUUCAUCCUGGUCCUUUCUGCCAAUGCGCUCGACAAGUGCAUGGGCGACACUGCCAUGAAGGACUGGGUGCACAAGGAGAUAGCCACAGCCUUGAAUGGCAAGAAGAACAUUGUUCCUGUCACAGAUAAUUUUGCGUGGCCUGACCCCAUGUCUCUGCCGGAGGACAUGAGAUCUAUUCUCAACUUCAACGGCAUAAAAUGGUCCCAUGAGUAUCAGGAGGCCACAAUUGAGAAGAUCCUGCGCUUUCUGAAAGGAAACCAAGACCUGCUAGACGGCCCAGAAGGCUCCAAAGGCCCCAAAACUAAACAGAAAUAAACUCAGCUUGAACUCAGCUAUUUAAUCAACACCAAUGAUGCCAAAUACAGCAAGGUCUAUACUAACCAUGACCUUCUUUACUUUGCCCUAAUGCAUGUGAAGACCAAUUUGAUCAGUUCUGGGUAGAUUAUAUGCUAAAGACACUGGUACUCAUGCAAAAAAAAAAAAGUAAAUCAAAUGAUAAAUAAUAGCUGGAGAUUACAGAUUAUAUAUAUUAAUUAACCCUGUCCCUUAAUUGCAGUAUCAUACUCCUCUAUAUGUUAUCAGGUAAAUGCCUUCUGUCUUUUUCUCAGGAAAAUAACUGUGAUAUAUUAGCCUUCAUGGGCACCCAGCAAAAUGAUCAAUAGCAAUCUCUGAAGUAUCCACUUGCGUACAGUCUUCUUAAGUUUUGUGUGGUUAUCGGUUUUAUUUGCCUCAUAUUUUUGUGGGGCCAAAAUAGGUCUCGGAUAUUAAUGUCAUUUCUGUCCACAGCACUCUGCUCGAAAUAACCCCGCUCCUAAAUUUAUCUGAAUACAGAUGUAAAGAGUGCACCUCAGUAUGUUUUAGGCUAAGAAAACUACCUGUGCAGUAUCAAAAGACUGUCGCUGAUGAGAAAAUGGAUAGAGGAAAUACUUAGUGUUGUGAAGAGAUGUAAUUUAACUUGCAGUAUCCAUGUAAAUCUGCAUUAAUAGCAUCUUGAAACUGAUUCCAUUUGUUUCCCAGAAUGUCUCGUAAUGUGCCGUCACAACAUGCUGUAAUACUUUAGUUUAGGUAAGACGAACACUGGUGACUUUCCCUUCCCAAAAGUGUUUGUUGAGUAAUUGCUUGGCUGCUUGACAGUGGAAAACCUCUCCUUGUAACCUGACUGUAUUUGAUAGAAACAGCUCCAUAGAAAAAGAAAACCAGCAAUGCCUCCACAGAAAAUAAGAAAGACAGCAUCUUACUUUGUCAUCAAGGUUGUACAGGACAUGUUUAUUGUUCAACAACAUGAUAUUGUAGCUUGGAAUGACAUGCUUGUUAUGCAGCGUUGUAUCUCUAAGGCACAUACAGGCGCAAAAUGGGAUUUCUGGGAUUGUUCUGCCGGGUUUUGAUUUGAUCUUGCCUUAAUAUCGUUUGCUUGUAAUGCUCACCUCUUAGAAAAGCAUUCAUUAAGGACUGUGUAAAUGUGUAUAUUUGGUUUCCUUACUUUUAAUUCACGUAAUUAGGCAGGAUUUUAUUUGUGAAAUAAACAAAUAAAUGGCUCACACACUGCAGGGCAGUGCUUGCUUUCAGCCCAGUACCUGCCCUCUUUGGUUUAGAUGUGUGUGCAUACUCCCAUCUAGGAUUUCCAUACUGAUAUGUGAAACAUUUUCCCAGUGUCAGACUAUUUUUUUUGGUCCCUUCAUUAUAAAAAAUAUAAAAAAUAAAAAUAAACAUAAACAUGGAAAAGUAAA